Paramuricea clavata is the source of this 261-nucleotide messenger RNA. The record is from the annotation of a GenBank genome assembly. Lineage: Eukaryota; Metazoa; Cnidaria; Anthozoa; Malacalcyonacea; Plexauridae.
AUGGCGACAGAACGUGUCAAUGAGAGCUCCGCCAAUCUGAGCCAAAAUCUAGCUGAAUCUUUACUAGAUUUUGUAAACGAUGACCGUUCUAGCAUUUGGGAAACUACUAACACAAAACAAACAGAACCUAUUUUGCUGGAAAAUAGUAAAGAUCUUUGUUCCGACAACAACAACAACAACAACGAUUUUGAAGUCGAACAUAGUUUAAUUCAAUGUGAUGGCUCACGACUCCUAGAACAUUUAGAACUAAAUGAAGCCUAG